Chaetomium fimeti is the source of this 834-nucleotide messenger RNA. RefSeq lists its product as uncharacterized. The record is from RefSeq and is a predicted model, not a curated record. The coding region runs from base 209 to 640 and encodes 143 amino acids. Lineage: Eukaryota; Fungi; Ascomycota; Sordariomycetes; Sordariales; Chaetomiaceae. The transcript is spliced from 2 exons.
GUGACACCCAUCCACCAAUAACACAUCAUGCGCGGUCAACAGUUCCGUGGUGCCACUAUUUGAGGCCUACCAUUUCGUGUGACAUAAGCCAUGGCAGUCGAAGAUGGACGCUUCCCCGCUCCUGGUCAACUCCAAAUGUGGCACAUUCAUCAUCUAGUUCAGCCUACCCUCACCCUCUACUGACGGACACAACCUUCUUCACUCCAUCAUGGCAAAGGUGGUCUGCGAAUGCGGGCGAUCUUUCAAAACGGAUAUGUCCAUGAAUCAGCACAGGCGGGACUCACCGAGACACCAAGAACACCCCGAAGAUGCCGCAGGUGACUCGACGCCGGCAAGUUCUAGCCGUGCUACUAGAAGUGGAAGGCCGACUCGGCAGGCAUCUACCAAACCACGCACUAGCAGUUUUGAGUGGUACGCUUCUCGCUAUCCGGUCACCCAAUUUGUGAGAGCUGGCGAGUCGCCCGAGACCAUCAAGGCCAAUAAACUGGGACAAAAAAGGAAGACAACCGUGGAGGUGCUCUCGAUUUCGUCGCAUCGCCGCUCAUACGUGCAAUAUACGCAUCGGGAUAAUCUGGACUGGGGUCUUUGUGACAAAGACUGUGGCUGGUGCGGCCGUUGUGCUAACGGUGUUGUCUUUUGACGUUUAAAAGAGUAUCGCAAGUACUGCAAUGCGCAAAUGAUCUUCUAGAAUCUCCCUUGCUGCCUCUCAGAAUAAUGGUCUCCUUCGUUUGGGUCAACGACGCCUUCUAAACGACCCAGAGCCGCGUAGGUACUGACCGUGCCUAUGUAUGUACCUAGACACUAGUACCUGCUCACCAUGUCCGGAGUCCUGUC